Molecule: messenger RNA, 2599 nt
Organism: Momordica charantia (bitter melon)
Lineage: Eukaryota; Viridiplantae; Streptophyta; Magnoliopsida; Cucurbitales; Cucurbitaceae
Biological process (GO): regulation of transcription by RNA polymerase II
Cellular component (GO): SAGA complex
Molecular function (GO): transcription coactivator activity
Source: RefSeq, a predicted model, not a curated record
GAGAGCUACUGAGGAAGAAGAACCCGAAGAGAGAUAUUGCAGAUUGCUACGCAGAAGCAAAACCUCCAAUAAUAAUCAGCAAAAAGAGAAGAAAAAAAACCCAUCAAAGAAGAAAUUAAAAUAAAUCUAAAUUAUAAGAGAGAGAGGAGAGAGAAGAGAGAGAAGAGAGAGAGAGAGAGACGGAGGUUGAAGGACAGUGAAAGCAAACGAAAGUUCGAAGCUCCGAAGAUUCGGACCCAGCCACUCAGCUUCAAUUUCUCUUCAAUUCUUCAAGUUCGUCAAAAGGUCAGAGCUACGGCAAUCUCUUCGUCGUCGUUGUUCAAAUGCUAUUGAACUUACUGGGCGAGAUUCAAUGUGCUCCAUGUCUCUGCAAUUCGUGCUCUGUUCCCUCUACUCCACUUCCCGCAACUCACUGAUCUCCUUCUCCGACUUUGAAAUUUCGUGUUCCGAACUUCCGAGCUUGCGAAUUCUGCUGAAAGAAUGAUGGGUUUGUAUUGGUUCGACGAUGCAGUACGCGUUUUGUUGUAGUUGUUGAAAAAAAAAAUUCCGUGUUCUGAACCUGGGUUUCUUUGUUCGAAGUUAGGGUUUUGAUUUGCGAUUGAUUUGCAAUAGGUUGAAAUUGAUUUUGAAUUUUUGGCGGGAUUUAGUGAGCCAUGUAGUGGGUUUAACUUCUAGGGUUGUGUGUUUGAGAAGUUGCGAUUUGGAGUUGCAUUCUGUGCUUUGUAGUUGGGCAACGAAAGGAUCAGUUGGAAGUAUGAUUGCUACAAUUAUCCUUGAUCUGGAGGGGUGAGUUUUAGGAACUUGUCCAAAUGAUGCUGACCUUGAAAAUUAAUCUGCAUUGAUUGAUAUGUGGGAGUGAAAAUUUUGUGGUUUUUUUUUCUUUUUCUUUUUCUGUGAACUUGAAUAGUGACUGUGUUCAUCUUGGUGUCUGGAAUUAAGUGAUCUUGUAAAGGGUGUGUGAAUCUGUCUGCUGAGAAAUGCAACCUCAGCAGAGCUUGAGAAUUGACUUGGGUGAAUUGAAAUCUCAGAUAGUGAAGAAGCUUGGAACUGAUCGGUCAAAACGGUAUUUCUUUUACUUGAACAGGUUCUUGAGUCAGAAGCUGAGUAAGAAUGAGUUUGAUAAGUUAUGUCGUCGGGUGCUCGGGAGAGACAAUCUUUGGCUGCAUAAUCAGUUGAUACAGUCAAUUUUGAAGAAUGCGUGCCAAGCUAAGGCUGCGCCGCCGUUACCUGUAGCAGGCUAUCCGAAAACUUCAACACAAUCUGCAAAAGUUUCCCCUGUUAUAGAAGAUGGGAAUGAGGACACUGGAGCUGUUUAUCCUACUUCUACUCAAAGUAUUCCCAUUUGGUCUAAUGGAGGAUUUCCAGCGUCCCCAAGAAAGAGCAGGUCUGGGAUACGCGACCGCAAACUCAAGGACAGGCCGAGUCCACUGGGGCCAAAUGGGAAGGUCGAAUGUAUCUCACAUCAAUCAGCAGGCAAGAAAGAUGGAAGCUGUAAAAUGAUGAUGGUUAAUGGUGAUGCAACUCUAUGUGACUAUCAGAGACCAGUGCAACAUCUGCAAGGAGUCGCUGAACUGCCUGAAAACAAUAUCGAGGCUAGAAUUCGACCAGCAGGAAAGCAAGUCCUAAACAAUAAGAUCCAUGAUGAAGGAACUAAGGUUGGAGACCGGGAAGAAGCGGGACACUCAAUCCACUCGGGUUUACUUCAAAGUCGCUUACUGGCACCCCUUGGGAUUCCUUUCUGCUCAGCUAGUAUCGGCGGGGCCCGCAAAGCAAGGCCUGCGGAUUUUGGGGGUGAUUUCGUUAGCUUUAGCGAUAUUGGUCAUUUAUCGGAUACAGAGUCAUUGAGACGACGCAUGGAACAAAUUGCUGCAGUACAUGGCCUAGGCAGUGUUUCUGCAGACUCUGCUAAUAUUUUGAAUAAGGUGUUGGAUGUAUAUUUGAAGCAGUUAAUAAGGUCUUGUGUUGGCUUGGUUGGAACAUGCCCUAUGCCAUGUGAGCCCGAGAAGCCUCUUACCGAUAAGCUACAGGUUCAGGGGAAGGUGAUCAAUGGUAUGUUGCCGAAUAAUCAAUUACACGGGCGACAUAGCAAUGGAAGCAGAGAAGUUAUGCACGAGCACAGAUUACGGUGCUCGGUAUCGUUGCUUGAUUUCAAAGUAGCAAUGGAGCUUAACCCAAAGCAACUUGGGGAAGACUGGCCUUUGCUGCUGGAGAAAAUUCGUAUGCGUGCAUUCGAGGAAUGAGACGACUCUGCUAUAUCCGUUUGUCACAUUCCACAGUUUGUUUGACUCGUCAUGGUUCAAAGGGGUCGAGAAUGGAUCUCAAAGACCUCUCAGCUCUGCUCCUUUGUGCGAGUAAACAAGAUUGCUCAAAACUCGAUAAAGCUCCUACUUGCAAAGACGAAAAGCGGGUCGAACAUCAAAACUGGCGUUUAUUCUCGGGAAUUAUUUAACUGUGACUAAGCUUGGGCACUGUCAGUCGGAACGCCCAUCACUGAUUGAUCUAUGUUUCGCAUUUAAACUGGCCAUAACCAUGAUUUAAAGAUCUCAAGCUUUUCGUGUAAAUUUAGAUCACUGAGGAAAUAUACAAAAUUUUGCAGAGA